This is a messenger RNA of Mizuhopecten yessoensis (Yesso scallop), 2425 nucleotides long. RefSeq lists its product as uncharacterized. The record is from RefSeq and is a predicted model, not a curated record. The coding region runs from base 195 to 2411 and encodes 738 amino acids. Gene Ontology annotation, molecular function: calcium ion binding. NCBI's taxonomy places the organism in Eukaryota, Metazoa, Mollusca, Bivalvia, Pectinida, Pectinidae. The transcript is spliced from 14 exons.
CAGAUCGACUCUUGAUGUGUGCUACUACUAGUUCGUAACUACACGCGCACGAGAGCGUGCAACUUGCCAUACAUUCGACAUGCCUGAGCGACUCUGCCUCACUGACUGAGGUGACGAAGUCGCACUGACACCGGCGGAGAAGACCUGUAUUGAUAACGUCCAUAUUUACAUCAUUUCAGUUUUUACAGAAAACCAUGGGUAUUAACCAUGCUGACGUCAUCAGUUUCGGGGUGUUGGUGGUCCUGUCCGGCUGUGGAGUUACACUGGGUCAGAACAUUACGUAUGUGGGAUUUAACAUAACGACGGCCAUCCCCAACUCACUGAGCGGACAGAAGACCGUGCUCCUGUCCGGAGUUGACCUCCCAAGCGGCUGGUUGAUCGGAUUUCUGGUAACCACGGACGCCAACUGUGCUUUCUUUCUGCAGCUAUGGACACGUGUCAGCCCACAGAACCACACCCUCAUCUUCACCACCGCCAGACAGUCAUUCCUCACAGACGGGCAACAACAGGUAGAUCUGGGACUCGGAAACGCCAUCAAUCUGACAGGGUCAGAGAUCAUGGGGUUCACGGCCACAAACCUCCAGGAGUGCGUGUCCUUCAACUUUGUCACCAACCCGCUGUCCUCCACAAUGACCUACCUGUUUAGUCAGUCUCCAACGGUGGGCAACACCUAUGAGUUUGUACCGUACCAGGACACCAACCACUACGGGAUCGUGGCGAUCAUACAGGAUGCACAGCCGUCCACCAUUGCUUACUUCGGAUUUAACACGACCGGAGGUGAUGUGCUGCUGCCAACCGGAGGUCUGAUCGGAAUCAUGUUACGUGAUGUAGCUCCCCUGAUGUUUGGACGCCUCGUUGCUUUCUACGUGAACAUAUUAGGAAAUGACUGCCAGGUCUACUUCCAACUUUGGAAAGUUGUUGACGCAUCAACUAUGAAGUAUAGAAUGAAGUACACUACAGAGAUACAGAAUUUUACAGCGACCGGGUACUACAAGGUAGAUGUCUCGAACUACUUGGUGGCGGCCACCAAUGACCGUAUCGUAUUUGUAGACGUGUCUCCGACGCCGUGUGUGGAAUUUGAGUACACAAGCAACACCACGAGGUUUUCUUCAUCCAGUUCCUUCGUCUUCCUAUCCAGAAUAGCUAGCGAGGGAACGGAGGUUGUGUUCAGACUUUUCCAACGCACACACAGAUUCUCUGUUAUGGUGGAAAUUGAUGGGGUUUUACCUCCAUCCGCAACUGGGGUGACAGGGGACAGGGGAUCCCAGGGGAACACAGGCCCCGAGGGAGUUACCGGACUGCUCGGACAAACAGGUGUGGCCGGAAAUUUUGGCUCAAUCGGAAAUACUGGACCACUAGGAACUGUCGGAGUGCAAGGAGUGACAGGUGCUGCAGGACCAGUGGGCUCAACUGGACCAGCUGGCUUCAAAGGCAACAUCGGGCCCCAGGGACCUGUUGGAAUAAACGGGGAAAGGGGCGUCACAGGCAUAGUUGGGCCCCAGGAAGCUCAGGGACCUACCGGUGUACAGGGGUCGCUAGGAACCCACGGCAGUCCGGGAGGGGUGGGUGACAGGGGAGAACAGGGGGCCGUUGGCAGUACAGGAUUGGACGGACUUCCAGGAAGCAAUGGUGUGGUAGGCCUAACAGGUCUGACAGGACAGAAGGGACCACUUGGGGAUGAAGGUGAAAGGGGAUCACUAGGAACUGUAGGUCAAAAUGGUGUUGUAGGAUCUACAGGAAUACAAGGGCCCGCAUGGGACCCGUUUGAUGUGAACUACUGCGCCCUCCACACGGCAGACUGUGACCACGGCUGUACCAACAGUCCCCUUGGGUACACGUGUACCUGCCGGAAGGGCUAUAUUUUACGUAGUAACGGCAACUGUCCAGACAUUGACGAGUGUGUUACGAAAAACGGUGGCUGCCAGUAUUUUUGCCAGAAUACUGCCGGAAGUUACGUAUGUUCCUGUCCCCAGGGAUACAUGCUGGCAAACGAUGAAAAUAGAUGUGAUGAUAUCAACGAAUGUCUUGUAAAUAAUGGCGACUGUUUUACUGACCAGAUAUGCAUCAACACGUGGGACGGUCACGUGUGUGUAGGUCCGUACACGGCUACUGUAACGGGCUUAAUCUCUACUGAAGACAUGCUGACCCCCUCCAUGUUUGUGGGUUUAAUCAUCUGGAUGGCUGUUGUCACAUUUAUCAUCAUUUUGGGGGUGAUCACGCUACUUCCGGAACUUAACCGCCUGGCCCAUCACUUGGAAGCGCCACCGUCCUCGCCCCCGUCCGUCGUAAUGGAGGACCCCUCGCCAGACUACUUUUUUCCUGCUUAUUUUCCACGCGUACGCCUGGGGUUCAGGGACUAUUAUAGCAACGCUCGGUCGGAGACCAACGAGAAACGCCUUCGUCUGAAUUAAAAAAUCCAAAAAUU